AUGAGCGCAUCAUCCCGCGCUGCCCGUCGGGCCGUAGCUAUAAACCCCUUUGCUGCAUCGCGGACAGCACUGCGGCCUGGCCUCGGCCUUUCAGCAAGUCACAUCGGCAGAUACACAAGAAACCUACCGGCAAACACACACGCACUCGCAAUCCUGGUGCCACUCCGCAACAUAUCGACCGAACGCCACUCGACAGGGCCUCCUGAUGGACCGCCUCCGGGAUUCAAUGCGGCAGAGGCUAAGAAACCACUACCCAAGGAUCCAAAAGACAAAGCGCCAGCGAAGAGGGCAGCAGAGGCGGGUUCAGCCUCCAAGCAGAUAGAUCACAGCGCCGAUUCCAGGACAGCGGCGCCACCGAAAGAGAAACCCACGGGCGAGGCCAAGACAUUGACCGCGCUGGCUGCCAAGAAGGAGAUGGAGGCGAUACAGAAGGAAGAGAAACAGGGCAAGAAGCUGACGCUCGGCCAAAGAGUCAAACACGAGAUCCAGCACUACUGGGAUGGCACGAAGCUGCUGGCCACCGAGGUCAAGAUCAGCACCAGAUUGGCUGUCAAGAUGGCCGCCGGCUACGAACUUACCCGGCGAGAGAGCCGGCAACUUCAGCGCACAGUACAGGAUCUUGGGCGUUUGGUUCCCUUCUCGGCCUUCAUCAUUGUGCCAUUUGCCGAGGCGCUCCUGCCAAUUGCCCUGAAGCUCUUCCCCAACCUGCUGCCCAGCACCUAUGAGUCCCAGAAGGACAAGGACAAGAAGGCCGCUACCCUUCGGGCAACUCGGAAAGAGGUUAGCUCUUUUCUGCGUACCACCCUAGGCGAGACUGGUCUGCCCUUGACGCAGUCAACAGCCCAGAAAGAGGAGUUCGCUAUCUUCUUCAAGAAGCUGCGCGCCACUGGGGAGAAGCCCACGGCGGAAGACGUCAUCAAAGUCUGCAAGAUUUUCAGAGAUGAUCUGACCUUGGACAACCUGUCAAGGCCGCAAUUGGUUUCCAUGUGCCGUUACAUGAACCUGAACACCUUCGGAACCGACAUGAUGCUUCGGUACCAGGUCCGCCACAGAAUGCGACAGAUCAAGAGGGACGACAAAGCUAUUAGCUAUGAGGGCGUCGACAGCCUGAGCGUCUCGGAGUUGCAGAUGGCCUGUGGCAGCCGCGGCAUCAAGACGCACGGUGUCUCCCCUGCGAGGCUAAGAGACGACCUCCAAGGUUGGCUCGACGUGCGAUUGAAGCACGGCGUGCCAUCGACUCUCUUGGUCCUAAGCAAUGCCUAUAUGUACAGCCAGAAGACUGAGGAAGGUGGCUUCAACGCUCAGAUUGAUGCUCUGACAGGCGUGCUCUCCUCCAUUCCGGAGGAGCUGUACCACGAAAUUGAGCUCGAGGUGCACAAUGCUGAGGGUGCCGCCACCAAUAAACAGCGUCUUGAAGUUUUGCGCGAGCAACAAGAGUUGAUCGAUGAAGAGAACGAGCAGAACCAGGAGAAUCAAGAGACGGGCAUGGCCACCCCUCGCGAUGUGGACGACAUCGACGAGAAGGAAGAGCGACAGAUGCAAGCCGAGAAGCAGGACGCUGCAAAGGCACAAGUCAGCGAGGUGGCCGGCGCCGAAGCUGCCCAAGCCGACGCAAAUGGCCAUUCGCAAGAGAAGAAGAUGGAAGCGAAGAAGAACGAAUAA
Molecule: messenger RNA, 1662 nt
Organism: Pseudomassariella vexata
Lineage: Eukaryota; Fungi; Ascomycota; Sordariomycetes; Amphisphaeriales; Pseudomassariaceae
Product: LETM1-like protein-domain-containing protein
Exons: 1
Coding region: 1-1662 (553 amino acids)
Biological process (GO): intracellular monoatomic cation homeostasis
Cellular component (GO): mitochondrial inner membrane
Molecular function (GO): ribosome binding
Source: RefSeq, a predicted model, not a curated record